This is a messenger RNA of Aspergillus candidus, 814 nucleotides long. RefSeq names its product 60S ribosomal protein eL39. Lineage: Eukaryota; Fungi; Ascomycota; Eurotiomycetes; Eurotiales; Aspergillaceae. Gene Ontology annotation, molecular function: structural constituent of ribosome. The coding region runs from base 116 to 271 and encodes 51 amino acids. The transcript has 3 exons. Gene Ontology annotation, biological process: translation. Gene Ontology annotation, cellular component: cytosolic large ribosomal subunit; ribosome. The record is from RefSeq and is a predicted model, not a curated record.
AAACCCUGUCCGCACAAAAAAACCACCCGACGAAUGGGCCCUUGAAGACAGACCGGUCGACAACCUCACUAUCGCCAGUCCAUCUACCAGCUCGCCAUCGCGAAAAGUUGUCAAGAUGCCGAGCCACAAGAGUUUCCGCACCAAGCAGAAGCUUGCCAAAGCCCAGAAGCAGAACCGUCCCAUCCCCCAGUGGAUUCGUCUGAGGACCGGUAACACCAUCAGAUACAACGCUAAGCGUAGGCACUGGCGCAAGACCCGCCUGGGUAUCUAAACAACUCGCAUCGUCACCAACACAUUCUCUCCGCCGCCCCUCCCCAUAUCUUUCUCCCUUUUCGAUCGAGAUGUGCUCCGACCUGCAAUUGUUUUUCGUCCCACGGUGAUACCGCAUACCACACAAAAAUGUCUCGCGACCUCGGCCGUUCUGCUUGUCAAUUAAAUCAAAUCAAUAUGGGCUAGUUGUCUGGGCUCUCGUUUUCAUUCUAUUGAUCUGAGCCAUCCUUUGUCUUUUCCCUUCGAACCGCAAUCACAAAACGUCUUUGUUCUUCCGCCCCGGGUCGAUCUGUCAAUUUUGAGCAUUGCAUUAUAUAUCAUCUCUAAGGAAGUGCAUAUGUAAUGGAAUGCGCGACUCGGCAUUGUUUUCUUCGUCGGGUUAUGGGCGCAGGGUGUUUAGUAUCAUGUUAAUGUCAACGGGGACUCAGAGAGUCGAACUCGGAUUGAUUUAUGUACGCGAGCUUUUUUGAAGAUAAAAUCAAAAAAAUUAUGAUGGAUAACGAGCUGGAAUGAUUCUCCUUUCCUAUCCUUCUUUUCUAUGUUC